Messenger RNA from Vitis riparia (riverbank grape), 2082 nucleotides. RefSeq names its product F-box/kelch-repeat protein At1g22040-like. Gene Ontology annotation, molecular function: protein binding. The transcript has 2 exons. The record is from RefSeq and is a predicted model, not a curated record. NCBI's taxonomy places the organism in Eukaryota, Viridiplantae, Streptophyta, Magnoliopsida, Vitales, Vitaceae. The coding region runs from base 273 to 1712 and encodes 479 amino acids.
GUCUUUGAUUUCAUUUAAUUUUAUUACUUUUUUUUUAUAUAUUUCUUUUGGGCGCAGAUGGAUGACAAUGCCAAGCGCGAACGCCUAGAGUGAAAAAUUCCCCUGAUUCCCAUAUCCGCUCCAUCAUUGUUUUGAUGACCCAGAAAUCUGGAUGAUUUCUUGCUAAUAAUAUGACAUAAACCUGCAACUAUCUACACAUGAGCUAGAAAAAUUGAUUUAGCUGAGAAGCUGGUUGGUUUUUAUUUAGAUUGGAAGCAAUUAGAAAGAUCCUGAUGGGUUCUGCAUUGAGCCUGAAUGGCUCGAAGACCAGAUUUGAGGAGCACUCUGAGAUUUCAGUGGAUGAAACCUGCAAGAGGCAAAGACUCUCAUCAAGCAUUUCUGAGGGGAAUGAAAACGUGAGACUGAUUCCCAACCUUCCUGAUGAGAUAUCAUUCCAAAUUCUUGCAAGAGUUCCUAGAAUUUUCUAUUUGAAUAUGAGGUUGGUGUCUCGGAGCUGGAAAGGUGCUAUUAUGAGUACUGAACUCUUCAAUUUGAGAAAAGAGCUUGGAACGACAGAAGAAUGGCUCUACAUAUUAACGAAGAUCAAAGAUGAUAAGCUGUUGUGGUAUUCUUUGGAUCCUUUGUCCAGGAGAUGGCAAAGAUUGCCACCAAUGCCUAAUGUUGCUCAUGAAGAUGGUUAUAGAAAGGGUUUCUCAGGCCUUCGGAUGUUGAACAUGGUGGGGUCAAGCAAUAAAAUUGCAGAUGUCAUAAGGGGUUGGCUUGGGAGGAGGGAUGAAUUGGACCGAAUCCCAUUUUGUGGUUCUGCUAUUGGGACUGUUGAUGGUUGCCUCUAUGUGUUAGGGGGAUUUUCUAGAGCUUCAGCCCUUACGAGUGUCUGGCGAUAUGAUCCAGUUCAAAAUGGAUGGAGUGAAGUGAGCCCUAUGUCCAUUGGUAGAGCUUAUUGUAAGACAGGUGUCUUAAAUAAUAAGCUUUAUGUCGUCGGAGGAGUUACCAGAGGUCGUGGUGGAUUGAUCCCUCUUCAGUCUGCUGAAGUAUUUGAUCCUCGUACAGGCGUAUGGUCUCAAAUACCAAGCAUGCCUUUUGCAAAAGCGCAAGUACUACCCACUGCCUUCCUGGCUGAUUUGCUCAAGCCCAUUGCAACUGGAAUGACAUCAUACAAGGGAAAGUUAUUUGUGCCCCAGAGUUUAUAUUACUGGCCUUUUUUUGUUGAUGUAGGAGGAGAGGUUUAUGAUCCUGAGACAAAUUCAUGGUUUGAAAUGCCUGUUGGCAUGGGUGAGGGUUGGCCUGCUAGGCAGGCGGGAACAAAAUUGGGUGCCAUAGUCGACGAAGAGUUAUAUGCACUAGAUCCUUCAAGUUCUGCAGAUAUUGCUACAAUCAAAGUAUAUGAUUACCAAUGUGAUUCUUGGAAAGUUGUUUCCACAGAUGUUCCCAUUCAUGACUUUGCUGAGGCAGAAUCUCCUUAUUUACUUGCUUCGUUUCUCGGGAAGCUUCAUGUGAUCACUAAAGAUGCCAAUAACAACUUCACAGUCCUGCAGGCUAACAUGCAAAAUCAUUUACACUCUUUUUCGUUGACUCCAUUGUCUCCCUUAGGAAACAACUCCUCUGAACAAACUGAAUCAGCAGCAGAAUCAGAAACAGAUGUUUGGAAGGUCAUUGCUGCCAUGAGCGCGGGGGCUUGUGAGCUGGUUAGUUGUCAGAUCCUUGGCAUCUAAUGCUAUAUGGAGCUAGAAAGUUGCACUCUAAUGAUUUUACUGUUGGAAUCUGUACUUUUAAAUGUUGGUUGAUAUAAUCAUCUUCACAUUUCUGACUUAUUUUGUGACCACAAGUUUGAUUCAUGUUGGUUUUGGAACACUGGGGAAAUGACAGGUGAUAUUACUUUAUCAGCAUUAUUUGUGAUCUGUGGCUAUUCUUGGUGAAGGUGGGGCCUCCUACUGAUCUUUAUCUUUACUUGGAAAUGAUAAAAAUCUGGAGUUCUCUAGCAUAUGUAUGGAGUAAAGAAGAUGAAAUUGUAAAAAUAAUGAAUUUUAUGGUGUUGCUUCUCUAAUUUAAGGACAAGGAAUCCAAGGUUGCUUUCAGUUUGUC